Anguilla rostrata (American eel) is the source of this 3047-nucleotide messenger RNA. RefSeq names its product 52 kDa repressor of the inhibitor of the protein kinase-like. The record is from RefSeq and is a predicted model, not a curated record. The transcript has 5 exons. Lineage: Eukaryota; Metazoa; Chordata; Actinopteri; Anguilliformes; Anguillidae. Bases 245 to 2488 code for a protein of 747 amino acids.
AUGCAUUAUGGGACGGAGGCGGAUGUUUCUUUCCAAUCGCUCACUCCACCGUACAGGAAUCCUCCAGGCCACAGAAAGCAGUAUUGCGCGCUUUUCAUUGCCGCCUAAUAUUUUUGAACAUAUUACGAACUAAUAAAUGAACUAGACAACAAACUACUUUGAAGAUAAUUCUAAUUAAACAAGCAAUCACCGUGGGAAACGAAACAUUUUGUUGCUUAACGUUAGCUACAUGUAUUAAUGAAUAAUGCCUAAUUUUUGUGCGGCCCCAAAUUGCACUAGGAAAAGCACACAAUCGGACUUGGCUUUUUUUAGGUUUCCUAGAGACCCGGAAAGAUGCCAGCUGUGGGUGGAGAACUGCCGUCGAGCUGACUUGGAGGACAAAACGGCCGACCAGUUGAACAAACACUACAGAUUGUGUGCCAAACACUUUGAACCAGCUAUGAUCUGCAAAACUAGCCCUUACAGGACAGUGCUGAAAGACACUGCCAUUCCAACCAUAUUCGAUUUAACCAGCCACCUCAAUAAUCCACACAGCAGGCACCGGAAGCGGAUUAAAGAGCUGACAGAAGAGGACAUAAGGAGGAUCAAAGAGAGGAGAUUGGAAGCGUCUCGUGAGAAGUCUCAAAACAAAGAGAACGAAGUGAGCGAGGGCCAAGAUGGCAGCGCUGAUAAGGACGACGGGCCGGCCCUCACCCCUGAGGAGAAGGAGCUGCGGGACUACCUGAAGUCGCUGUUCGAGAUCAUCGUCGUGAUCGGGAAGCAGAACAUCCCGCUCUAUGGCCACAUGGAGGUAGGGGAGGAGGGGGAGUGCUUCACCCCCAGCAACUUUCAGGCCCUCCUGGAGUAUCGCAUCAACGCCGGGGACGAGGUCCUGCGAAAGAGGUUCGAGAUGACCGCCGUGAACGCCGAGUACUGCCCCUCCGACCAGCAGAGGAAGAUCCUGGAGGUCUGCGAGGGCUGCAUUCAGGAGGAGGUCCUGCAGGAGGUGCGCGAGGCCCACUUCUUCUCCCUGGUAACGGGCGACUUGACGGAGUUCCCCGAUGGGCCCCAUGUCCCGCUCUUCCUGCGCUUCGUGGACAAGUCCCACGUCCUGCGGGAGGAGUUCGUCGAGUUCCUGCCCUUCGAGGGUGACGACGAGGCCCUGACCCAGAGGCUGGAGGCCCAGGUCAACGAGAAGUGGGGGCUGAACAUGGAGCACUGCCGCGGGCAGGCUCACAACAGCUCGGGGGUGUUCGCCUGCAAGAUGAAGGCCAUCACCAGCAGGCUGAUGGAGAAGUACCCCCUGGCCGUGUACACGCCCUGCUCGACGUGCGCCCUCAAUGUUUACCUGGCCAACAAUUUGCUCCUGACAGGAGUGCAGGUCGUCAUGUCCACCUUGAGAAGGAUAGGCUUGUUCUUCAGCAAAUUGCCCCAGCUGCAGGCAGAGCUAGAGCAUGCCAUCUCCAUCUUUUACCAAGGCAAUGAGGAGAAGGCCAAUGACCUCAAAGAGAUCUGCCGCAGCAACUGGACAGAGAGGCACGAUCUGUUUGAGCUGGCGGUGGACUUGCUGGAGUCUCUCCUGCUCUGCAUGGACUGCAUCCAUGACAACGAAGACCAGAAGUGGAGCGACCAGAUCGUCAACGAUGCCUACGUGAUCUCGGAAUCGCUCGCGGACUUUGAGUUUGUUGUGACGCUGGUCGUUCUGAAGAAUGCCCUGUCGUUCACCAGGGCGUUCGGCAAGAAUCUGCAAGGGCCGACCUUGGACGUGUUCUUCGCUGCCAACAGCCUGACCGCAGUCCUCCAUUCUCUUAAUGAGGUCAUGGACAAUAUUGAGGUCUACCACGAGUUCUGGUUCGAGGAAGCCGUCAACCUGGCUGCCGCCAUGGAGAUCCCCGUGAGGAUCCCCAGGCUGUUCCUCCGGAAGCAGCGGACCGAGGCCGGCGUGGAGAUCCAGCCCGAGAGCUACUUCAAGGAGUACCUGACCGUGCCGCUGGUGGGACACGUUAUCCAGGAGCUGAAGGACGUCUUCUCCGAGAACCACCUGAAAGCCCUCAAGUGUCUGUCGCUCGUCCCCGCCGUCAUGGGUCAGCUGAAGUUCAACGCGUCGGAGGAGAGCAACGCGGACCUGUACAGGAACGACCUCCCGAACCCCGACACGCUGCCCGCUGAGCUCCACUGCUGGAGGAUCAAGUGGAAACACAGGGGCAAGGAGAUCAGCCUGCCCUCCACCAUCCGCGACACCAUGCAGCUGGCCGAGGUAAAGUUCUUCCCCAACGUCUACGCUUUCCUCAAGGUCCUGUGCACUCUGCCGGUCCUGAAGCUGGAGAACGCCAAGUGCGAGGCGGCCUGGAAGCGCACGAGAGCGUACCUGGCGGACACGCCCGUGAAUCACCGCUCGAAGAGCCUGGCGGUGCUCAACAUCAACUAUGACGUCAAGCACGACUUGGACAUGAUGGUGGACACCUACAUUAAAAUGCACCCGGAGCAAGAGAGUGAGUCGCUUGUAUGAAAUCGCCAUGGUGAACUGUGUGCAGAUUUGAAUACCUUCACUCAGAGGGUGUCAGAAUGGUCCCGUUGAGAAAGGACAGCAGCAUUGGAACAUAUGUAUAUGGCAUUUUUCUUUGCACUAGUUGGUUGUAUGUAAAUUUGAAGUGGUCACUGAAUAUUCUUCUGGAGGUUUUACCAAAUGUGUUUUCUAUGAUAAUAUUUUCCCUUAUUGCCAUUUGGUAUUGGUCAAGUUUUGGACAUUUUCCAUCAUUGCAUCUGCUUUGAUUUUCUGCCCUUGCCAUAGUUUUUAUUAAAGUGUACAGAAAAAAUCGUUAUGAGUUGUGUGGGACCAGUACCAUAACAAUUAUCUGUGUAUUGACAGAGACAUGAAACUGUCAAUCAGCAGUUUCAUGCUGUUGUUUAUGAUUACAAUAAAUGUUUUUUUCUCCAGGUAAAAGUCUUUUAUGGUAAAAGUCAACACAUGGCUAUUUUCAACACUGCUAAAAAUGUAACCUUUUCAUUUUGAGUGGAAAGUUGAAGGCAUUAUGUGCGAUCUUACUCUAAAUAAAAUGUAAAACACA